Molecule: messenger RNA, 613 nt
Organism: Haliotis rubra (blacklip abalone)
Lineage: Eukaryota; Metazoa; Mollusca; Gastropoda; Lepetellida; Haliotidae
Exons: 6
Coding region: 107-562 (151 amino acids)
Molecular function (GO): calcium ion binding
Source: RefSeq, a predicted model, not a curated record
CCUAAUCUAAAGAUUGUUCCGUCUAGGUCAAGAUAUAUAGUUUGGACGGCAUUGUGUUAUAUCAGACUACGACAAAUAUCGGAAAAGCUAGACUUUCUACAUCGAUAUGUACGCCUUGGUUGUUUUCCUUCUACUUGGAGUCUCUCUAUCUCUUGCCGAUGUUAACUUACGGCCGUAUAAUGUAACAGCACAAAACCUCUUCGACAACAACGAUCUUGAUAAGGACAAAGAAUUCUCCUUGGCGGAACUCAAGUUUUCAUUCCAGGGCUACGACUCUGACUUCGACGGAGUUGUCUCCCGUGAGGAGUACACCACGUACACCACUCAUCAGAAUCCGGCCUUGUUUAUUCUGACGCAUGCGCUGUACGACAUCUAUGACAGCGACAAGGACGGAGUUCUAACGGAAUAUGACUACGACCAGCUUUACAAGUUAUGGGAUGCCAACGAAAAUAACGUUGUAAGCGAGCCUGAGUUUGUACAUUGGUGGACGGUGACGCUGGAGUCCUUGGACCACCUCCACCACCCCGAUGCCACAUUUCCCCCCUCCAGAGUUCACAAAUAGGCCUGUACUGUUGAUGUUGAUCAAGACAAUAAAAACGCCACCACAAAAAUA